UACAAUAUGGCUGCCAACGUGUGUAUAGUUUUUCUCGUAUGGAGCAUAUCGCUAUAACUUUCUUUUAUCCUCCAAUGAUGCGAUGAUGCACCAGUAAGCAUAUAUCACAUAUUGCAUAUAUUGCAGUAUAAUAUGAUCUUGUAUUACCUUGGAAAUCAACACGUCUUAUGACGCAUCUGGGUGAAAAUCUGAAAAUAUCGACCGCAUGGUAAUGAACUAAGCGAGUAACUGCCACAAUGUUGGCGAUCUCUUCCCCAUCCCUACGUACAUUCGUCAUCAAAUCUAAGGGUUGCUACAAGUACUGCAAGAACAUCUACAAGUUACCACCUAGAAAUGAAUAUGCCACAAGCACCGGCCCGAAAGCUGCACUCGCGGAAGCCGUCAAGGUCGUGGAGGAGAACACAGAAGCAACUGUGCCUUGCCCUCAGGCGCAGGCACUUGACAGCGAUGUGUUGGACACUCAUCCAAACGUAAAAACGGGUGCCAUCGACAGCAGUCCUCCCCUGCUGUUUCUGCGGCAAUCUGGGAAAGUUGUCGACCUUGCCGGCAUGUCCAAGGAUGCAAAAGAGUUUUCCUUGUUGCACCUCCGCAGCGAAGGGAAUCUCGUCGACCUGCAGCCAACGCACGCUGCGCAGUCCAGACGCGAGGAGCCGCAUCCGACGGCCAGUGGACCACAGUGGCACCGCAGAGAGAUACAACUCUCGAGGUUGCCACACUAUUACAUGGCACUCAGCAAGAUCCGGCUGACGGCCCUCGUGGUGACAACAACUGUAGCUGGUUAUGCAAUGGCUCCGGGGCUUCUGGAUCCCACAGUGCUGCUCUACGCAACGGUCGGAACAGCACUUACAUCGUGUGCAGCAAAUGCAGUCAAUCAGUUUCUCGAGGUGCCAUAUGACUCGCAGAUGAACAGGACCAAGAACAGGGUGCUGGUCAAGGGGAUACUCAGCCCACUGCACGCAUUUAGCUUUGCAGUGGUGAGUGGCACUCUAGGCGUGAGCAUGUUGUGCGGAGGAGUCAACGGCUUGACAGGUGCCCUUGGGGCAGCAAAUCUGCUGCUGUACACCUGCUGCUACACACCCCUCAAGCGCUGUUCCAUAGUCAACACGUGGGUAGGCUCUGUGGUGGGUGCCAUUCCACCCAUGAUGGGCUGGGCUGCCUGUACCGGAUACCUUGAUCUCGGUGCCUGGGUGCUAGGCGCCAUCCUCUACUCGUGGCAGUUCCCGCACUUCAACGCCCUCUCUUGGAACCUCCGUCCAGACUACUCCCGAGCAGGGUACCGCAUGAUGUCCGUCACACACCCGGCCCUUUGCCGCGUCACGGCGCUCCGGCACAGCGUGGCCCUCCUCGCCCUGUGCUCCGUGGCAGCUCCCCUGUCCGGGCUCACCACGUGGACCUUCGCAGUGGGGAGUGCUCCGCUCAACGCGUACCUCGUCCACAGGGCGUGGCGCUUCUACAGCGACGCCGACAGCGCAUCAUCGCGGGCGCUCUUCCGGCUAAGUCUGGUCUACCUGCCAGCUCUGAUAUUGCUUAUGUACGUGGCGAAAGACAGGAGCAAGAAGGAGUCUACUGCGAUGAAAGCGAAGAUAAUUUAAUGUGUACAGUAAUAAACUAGGAAUUAAAUGAGAAGUUGCACGGGA
Ornithodoros turicata is the source of this 1637-nucleotide messenger RNA. Its product is annotated as protoheme IX farnesyltransferase, mitochondrial-like. Bases 237 to 1592 code for a protein of 451 amino acids. The transcript has 7 exons. Lineage: Eukaryota; Metazoa; Arthropoda; Arachnida; Ixodida; Argasidae. Gene Ontology annotation, cellular component: membrane; mitochondrion. Gene Ontology annotation, molecular function: protoheme IX farnesyltransferase activity. Gene Ontology annotation, biological process: heme A biosynthetic process. The record is from RefSeq and is a predicted model, not a curated record.